This is a messenger RNA of Pongo pygmaeus (Bornean orangutan), 2681 nucleotides long. RefSeq names its product ladinin 1 (gene LAD1). Bases 414 to 2009 code for a protein of 531 amino acids. NCBI's taxonomy places the organism in Eukaryota, Metazoa, Chordata, Mammalia, Primates, Hominidae. Gene Ontology annotation, molecular function: structural molecule activity. The transcript is spliced from 10 exons. The record is from RefSeq and is a predicted model, not a curated record.
GGCCUACUGGGGCGGUGGGCCAGGGUGGGUUCUGAAGCCUGGGAGUGGGGAGGGCGCUCCCCGGGAAGGGGCCCAGAAGGCGCGGGCGCUCUAGACCCGAGAUUACAGUACCUGCGCUAACUUUUCCCCUCGGCUUCCUGCUCUGGAGCUUCUCCGGGCUAAGUCGGGUUCCCGGCAGGGGUCCCCGCCCCGCAGCCCAGCUCCCCGGCACCCCGGGCCGCGACACAGCGCGGGGAGGCGGCCCAGCGCCAAGCUGGUCGGACUGGUUCUGAGCAGGAAGUCUCCCGCCCUCGCCCCGGGCAGCCGACCAGCCCCACGCCGGCCCGGGGCGUCCGUCGGUCGGUCCCGCGAUCCGUCCGACGGUCCACCCAGCGCUUGCGGCCUCGCGGCCGGGCCAGCCUGGACUGCAAUCAAUGCGGCUUUGUCUGGGACGCCCACAUCCCAGAGGCCGCUCCCGGGUCGGCAAAUCGGAGCGCGGCCGGGGCGCGCGGGGCCUUGCCCGGCAGAGGACUCUGGAGGAUGAGGAGGAGCAGGAGCGUGAGCGCAGGCGGCGGCACCGCAACCUGAGCUCCACCACGGAUGAUGAGGCUCCCAGGCUCAGCCAGAAUGGAGACCGGCAGGCCUCUGCUUCUGAGAGACUACCGAGCGUGGAAGAAGCAGAGGUGCCCAAGCCACUGCCCCCAGCCUCCAAAGAUGAGGAUGAGGACAUCCAGAGCAUCCUCAGAACACGGCAGGAGCGGAGGCAGAGGCGGCAGGUGGUGGAGGCUGCACAGGCCCCUAUCCAGGAGAGGCUGGAGGCAGAGGAGGGGAGGGACAGCUUGAGCCCUGUGCAGGCCACACAGAAACCCCUAGUCCCCAUGAAGGAACUGGAAAUCCCACCUCGCCGGAGACUGAGUCGGGAACAGCGGGGCCCCUGGGCCCUGGAGGAGGAGAGCUUGAUGGGCAGGGAGCCAGAAGGGAGGAAGAAAGGGGUUCCAGAGAAGUCCCCAGUCUUGGAGAAAUCCUCCAUGCCACAGAAGACGGCACCUGAAAAGAGUCUGGUCUCCGAGAAAACCUCCAUCUCUGAGAAGGUGCUGGCCUCAGAGAAGACAUCUCUAUCGGAGAAGAUAGCAGUGUCAGAGAAAAGAAACAGCUCAGAGAAGAAGUCUGUUCUAGAAAAAACCAGUGUCUCUGAGAAGUCGCCGGCCCCAGGGAUGGCACUGGGCUCAGGAAGGAGGCUGGUGUCUGAGAAAGCAUCCAUCUUUGAGAAGGCACUGGCCUCAGAGAAGAGCCCAUCUGCAGACGCCAAGCCGGCCCCAAAGAGGGCCACAGCCUCAGAGCAGCCUCUGGCGCAGGAGCCGCCAGCCUCUGGGGGAAGCCCAGCCACCACCAAGGAGCAGAGAGGAAGGGCCCUCCCUGGGAAGAACGUGCCCUCUUUGGCAGAGCAGGGGGCUUCAGACCCUCCGACUGUGGCCUCCCGCCUCCCACCCAUCACACUCCAGGUGAAAAUCCCCAGCAAGGAGGAAGAGGCAGAUACGUCCUCACCCACGCAGCGAACCUACAGCAGCUCCCUCAAACGCUCCAGCCCCAGGACCAUCUCCUUUCAGAUGAAACCCAAGAAAGAAAACUCGGAAACAACCCUAACUCGCAGUGCCAGCAUGAAGCUCCCAGACAACACAGUGAAGUUGGGAGAGAAGCUGGAGAGAUACCACACGGCCAUACGGAGAUCAGAAUCUGUCAAGUCUCGGGGUUUGCCUUGCACUGAGUUAUUUGUGGCUCCUGUGGGUGUAGCCAGCAAGCGCCACCUCUUUGAGAAGGAACUGGCAGGCCAGAGCCGAGCAGAACCAGCCUCCAGCCGGAAGGAGAACUUGAGGCUCUCAGGGGUUGUGACAUCAAGGCUCAACCUGUGGAUCAGCAGGACCCAGGAGUCUGGAGAUCAGGACCCCCAGGAGGCACAGAAAGCGUCAUCCGCUACCGAGAGGACUCAGUGGGGACAGAAAUCUGACUCCUCGCUGGACGCUGAGGUGUGACAAGCCCUGCCAAGACAGACCUGCAAGUCUUUGUCUCAAGGGACCUCCCUCAUGCCAGGCCCCUGCCUCUCACAGCAGCACCCUUUCCUCUCAUUGCCCCUGUUCCCUUUUUGCCUGUGGAUCUGUUUGGCCAGGGCCCCUGGGGUCAGGAAUAUUUGCAAGACUCAACCAGCUCCUUCCUAGCCCAGCCUCUUGGGGCUGGGACUUUCUUACCCCACGUCAGGCACAACAGUUGUUGGGACCCAGCCUCUGCCCAGGGCACAGCACAAGUGCACAUCAGCACUAUGGGGCCUAUGUCUUGCCCAGAGACCUCUGCUCCUUCCUGCUCACAUCCAAGGUCACGGCAUGGCACCCCUCAAGAACUCCAGAGUCAUCUGUCUCAUCAGCUCCCAGCAAGUGCCUCUGUGUCUAUGAUGUCCCCCUUCACUGAGGCCUGGACCCAUCCAUCUUUGUCCCUGGGGCCUUCUCCCAGCCACUGAGGCCCACUCUGGCCAGAUGGAGAAGGAGCUGCCGUGCGUCUUCCCUGUGCCCCGUCUCCCUGGCUUGGUUCUCCCCUCCCUUCCCUGGCCUGCUGCCGUGGCCGGGAGCUAAGUGCCUUUUUGUGUGCAACCACUUACCCUUUCUCUGAAAAACCUGUUCUCAGGAAGGAUCUGAUAAACUCAUUUACUCUCA